Molecule: messenger RNA, 2715 nt
Organism: Trichophyton rubrum CBS 118892
Lineage: Eukaryota; Fungi; Ascomycota; Eurotiomycetes; Onygenales; Arthrodermataceae
Exons: 2
Coding region: 1427-2590 (387 amino acids)
Source: RefSeq, a predicted model, not a curated record
GCAGCAGCAGCAGCAGCAGCAGCCUCACCAGUAUCUCACUUCGCCUACAGAUGACGGGCGGUUCUACCAACAUUCGCCCGUAGACGCCUCCCAUGGACAGCUACAGCAUGCCUUUCACUACCCCCAACAUCCGCAGGCAGCACCAUCACCACCACCGGCACCUGCUCAGAUACAUCGAAACCCGCCACCACCGUUCCCCGUAUCAACGCCUCAGCCUAUCAUCCAGGUUUCUGAGCCACCUCCACAAACACCAACAAACUCGAGCGAUCUUACAACGGCUUUCAACGAGCUCAAAAUUGACGAAACUGGCAUUGGUAAGGCACUCUCGGCUCUCAAAACACCCCCUCCGUUUCAGAUGCAUACUAACACGCACAUCUCUCUAGCACCAUAUAUAAAUCAAGAGUCAAAGGACCAUAUAAAACCACAGACUGCUCUGGCCGAGUGCGAACAGUCUCUACCACCGCUGUACAAUGGCGCGAAUUCGUCCCUGCAGUUCCCUGCGGAGCUCAUGCCCUCCGACACCGAGGCGCUCGAGUACUUCAGAGUCUACUUUGAUGAUCUACAUCCUUACCUCCCUGUAAUCCCUAGGAACUACUUCUACGAGCAAUGGCGGCGAGAGAAGUGGGAUAUCUCCCCUCUCCUGCUCAGCGCGCUUUUUGCCUGUUCCGCCAGGGCUCUCAACGAUACCGCAAAGGCUACCAAGUGGCUUGCCCUCGCUAACAGUACGUACUGUCUCUCUCUCUCUCUCUCCUUUCCCCUCCCCCUCGCAUUUACCUUGUGAGUGCUACUUUGGCUAACCUGGUGGUAGAAUUCGAGCCGGAAUUCAUGGAAGCGCCUCGUCUCACCACCGUACAGGCUCUGUUGCUUAUUAUGAAGGCCCGAGAAGCCAUGCCACGCCCAGGGUACUACUACCGCUCAUGGCAGACGAUCAAGACGAUCAUCUCAAUGGCCAAGGACCUCGAACUGCAUCAGCAUUACCAAUACCACGCAGAGGGCAAGCUUUGUGGCUACGACACCGUGGAGUGUCUCAUUCGCACCCGCGUCUGGCAGACUAUUCUUGUUGUCGAGAUAAUGGUUGGAGGGCCCCAAGGUACGUCCAAGAUGUUUAAAAUACAUCCCAUGCAUAUCAUGCAUACCAUAUGCAUACCAUGCAGAUCCAUACUAACAGUUGACAGGACGCUCGGAGUUUGGCGUGGAGACAGACACGGUAGAGAUCCGUCCGUCCUGGGAUAUCCCCAACCUCGAUGCCUACGAAGUCGAACGGUCAAGACAGUUCAGCUACUUCGUCCAUAAUGCUCUCAAUAUUCGUCGCAUAGUUGACGUCUUCCACAAGGUGAAAAAGACCAAGGACUGGGGCGCCAAUCCGCAGUUUGCCCGGAACAACCCUCUUUUCGAGGCUUGGUACAACAGCCUGCCACCAGAUCUCAUGGUCACCUACCCACCAGAUGGUUCGCCUCCAUGGAUUCCUUCGCAUUUUCUCGCAAACAUGCAUUCCCACUUUGAACUGGCCAAGAUCAUGCUACAUCGCCCCCAAUUUGUCGCCGCCAGCUCAUUUCCAGCAGGCGGAGAAUGGAGACAUCACUUCUCGAUAUGCUACAGCUCGGCUAAGGCGAUCUGCCGGCUGCAGGAAGCCCUACUCUCCUCCUUUGGCGUAUCAGGUUUCCUGUGCAUGCAGAGAGGUAUCAACUUCUCCAUCUACUGCAUCCUGACCAGUGUCAUGUUACAUCUUGUAGCCAUCACCUCUCCAGACCCGGAAUUCAACAAAGAUUCCAGGUCAUAUUUUACUCGGCACAUGAGAGUUCUGGAAUCGUGCAGCUCUUCCUGGCCCAUGACGGAAUUACAGUCGCAACUUGCUGCUCUACGCCUUGCUUUCUCCGCAGACAUCAACAAGCCGUUCGAGCUGAAGCCAACUUUCCCCUACGGCAGCCCAGUCGGGCCCCCGUCUCAGUCUCUGCCUCCCAGUGAUGCGAUGUACCAUUCGUCGCCAUCAUACAGUGAAGCCCAAGAACCUGCUCAGGGCACGGGGAAUCUUCCCUUCUCCGACUCAUACCCCAUCAGUCCACCUGUUUCCACGCAGACGAGCGUAAAGCCCGAGUCUCCUGCAACGGGCACAUAUGGCCUGCUGCAGCCCUACGACACUACUCGCGCUCCACCUCCAAUGACAUCCAUGCCACUUGUCGAUGAAAACAGCUGGAAUCCUUCGAGAAUCAUAACACAAUGGGACCUUGCGUUUUCAGGGAACAUAAACUCUAACUCACCUCCCUCCGCAACAUCAUCAACCAACAGCACAGUUGUUCCUGACCCCCAUUCUCUCUACCCAUCUUCCUCUACCAUGGCAAAUGCCAAUGGCAGCCCAGGCUCCGGCGCCGCCCAGUACUCAGAUUACUCCCAGCCUCUCAUGCCACUGGUCGAUCCUAAUCAGCCUACGCAGGUCUCCAUGCCUGCACAUCAGUACAACAUGCUGCCCGUUGUCAUGGGGGCCAGAGACUGGCAACGUAGUGUGGCCAGCGUUAUUGAUCCCGAGGGCGCGAAGAGAAGAUGGGAUGAUGCUGACAGCUACGGUGACGAACAGGCUAAACGGAGAAGAUGAUUACAACUGACAUGUACACAAAUACCUGUCAAUUUCUUUCUUGGUUUCUUUCUUUAUGUCUUUUUCUUUUUUCUUUUUCUUUUCUUUUCUUUUCUUUUUUUAUUUUUAUUUUUAUUUUUUUUUUU